AUGUUCACACCCUGGCUAACGGCUGCUGUCUGCCUCCCAAAUCCUGGAACUGGCUCAGUGCUCUGGAGAAGGGGUUGUUCACAAUACAAGCAGGUAACCGGCAAUGAGGACCUGCCUGAUCCAAUGGAAAAUUCUUAUAAGGAGCCUCUUAAGAAAUGUAUCUUGUGUGAGAAACAUGUAGGAGUUCAGAAUGUACAGGUCUUUGUGGGAAGAAACAGAAAGAAAUUACAAAAGUGA
Sciurus carolinensis (gray squirrel) is the source of this 237-nucleotide messenger RNA. Its product is annotated as 28S ribosomal protein S18c, mitochondrial-like. Lineage: Eukaryota; Metazoa; Chordata; Mammalia; Rodentia; Sciuridae. The record is from RefSeq and is a predicted model, not a curated record. Bases 1 to 237 code for a protein of 78 amino acids. The transcript has 3 exons.